UAAUGGUUUCCUGGAAAUUUGACUGAAAAUUACGGGAAAUUUUUUGUUCCACUUGCGGCAUUUGAUAGAAACUUUCUAACCUGAAAUUCUGAGUAUCAGUUAAAAUAAAGUCAACAAUUUAAAAGUUUUUAAAAUGCUGUAGUGUUGACAGUUGUCAUUUAAAAAAAAUACAGUGGCUUCAUCCAUUCAAAUAAAAAAAAAAUCUAAAGAUGACGAGCCGUUUUUUAAAAUUAUCAAACUUGAGUAAACAAAACCAUUUCAAAAAAUUUCAUACAACUACUAAAUUAAAGAAUUUCCAUGAACGUGACAGAAAAGGAGGAUUUCCUUUUUUAUACGAGGAUUACACGCCGAAAAGGCCGGAAACUUUUACAGGAAAGAUUAAACAAGCCUGCGUUAAUGUUUUCCACGAGUUGAAUUUGUAUAAAGACGAAGUUGUAGAGAAUUUUCGUAUGGACCCGCCGUUGUGUCAAUUACCAGGUGAGGUUGAUAUCCAAUGGAAAUUUGAUGGGGACCCAGAUAUACUGAAUCACUGGUCUGUGACAUCAGACAAAGACUAUGAUUUAGGAUAUUCUACUGCAAAGUUGGAAUUGACUCCCACCGGCACAGGAUUAUUUUCUGGUGUCCUUGAUACAAGACCUAUAAAAGACGGUAGACAAAAACAAGGUGGCUAUUGCAACCUGAGGUCUCAGAAAGUUAGGCAGUCUUUUUACAGAGAAGAUACUUUACCCUGGGCUCCAUAUACUCAUCUUAUCAUGAGGGUUCGUGGCGAUGGACGUGUUUAUAUGCUCAAUCUUCACCCGCAAAACACUUUCGAUCUCAUGUGGAAUGAUCUUCACAGUUUUGUUCUGUAUACUAGAGGCGGACCUUAUUGGCAGUAUGCAAAAAUACCAUUUUCUAGAUUUUUUUUGGGCAACAAAGGUAGGGUUCAAGAUAUCCAAGGUCCAGCGCCUCUUCAUAAUCUCUCCUCAUUUAGCAUCACUGUCGGUGAUCAAAUUCCCGGUCCAUUUAGACUUGAAAUAGAUUUUAUUGGCCUUGAACAAGACAAAGUUUUCGAAGAAGAAUUCGCAUAUGAAAUGUAUAAACCACCUAAUCCACAUUAUGAUUAAAUAUUUAUGAUAGAAUUAAUCAAAUUACUUUAAGGAUAGAAAAUAAAUGUAUAUUAAAUAUUUAGCUCGAUUAUUUUUUGCUCAAUGAAAGUAAUUUACUCCACUCCAUCUUUAAAAUAUACUUGGGAUUUUCUUUCACCAGAAAAUUGUUCGUUUAUUAGGUCAAUAUCAACGUCACC
Molecule: messenger RNA, 1285 nt
Organism: Microplitis mediator
Lineage: Eukaryota; Metazoa; Arthropoda; Insecta; Hymenoptera; Braconidae
Gene: CIA30
Product: complex I intermediate-associated protein 30, mitochondrial
Exons: 2
Coding region: 210-1106 (298 amino acids)
Biological process (GO): mitochondrial respiratory chain complex I assembly; mitochondrial electron transport, NADH to ubiquinone
Cellular component (GO): mitochondrion
Source: RefSeq, a predicted model, not a curated record